This is a messenger RNA of Drosophila elegans, 1711 nucleotides long. RefSeq names its product probable cytochrome P450 6d2 (gene Cyp6d2). The coding region runs from base 116 to 1654 and encodes 512 amino acids. The record is from RefSeq and is a predicted model, not a curated record. The transcript is spliced from 4 exons. Gene Ontology annotation, molecular function: oxidoreductase activity, acting on paired donors, with incorporation or reduction of molecular oxygen; heme binding; iron ion binding. Lineage: Eukaryota; Metazoa; Arthropoda; Insecta; Diptera; Drosophilidae.
CAGCCAGUGGAAUUGUUCAGUUUGGGAAGUGUACAUCGAGGAGUUUGCGUAGAUUUCACCGCUAACAGAAAUUGGAGAUUUUCCAUUCCAAAAGUGUCAUUCACAGAUACUCGAUAUGUGGGCUAUUUUUCUGCUAAUCCUAUGCCUGGGAUGUCUGUACAAAUAUGUGAGGCGUCACUAUACCUACUGGCAAAGAUUGGGAGUGGACGAAGAGCCGGCAAAAAUCCCCUUUGGUGUAAUGGACCCCGUAAUGAAACAGGAACGGAGUUUUGGCUUGGCUUUGGCUGAUAUAUAUGCCCGGCACGAAGACAAAUUCGUUGGAAUAUACAUGAUUAACAAAAGGAGUAUCCUAAUCCGAGAUGCUCAAUUGGCUCGCCAAAUCAUGACCAGUGAUUUCGGUAGCUUCCACGAUCGUGGGGUCUACGUGGAUGAGGAAAAGGAUCCGCUUUCGGCCAAUCUCUUUAACCUUCGAGGAGCCUCCUGGCGGAAUCUUCGUCAGAAACUCACACCCUCAUUCUCCUCCGGAAAAAUCAAAGGCAUGUUUGGUACGAUCGACGAUGUGGGCGAUAAGCUGGUACAGCAUUUGAAAGGGGUUUUGGACCACACCGACGAAGUGGAGAUCAAAGAUGUGAUGACCACGUAUGCGGUAGACAUCAUUGGAUCGGUGAUCUUCGGCUUGGAGAUCGACAGCUUUAGUAAUCCGAAAAAUGAGUUCCGUGAAAUAAGCAGCUCUACGGCAAAGGAUGAGUCUCUACUGCUCAAGAUUCACGAUAUGUCCAUGUUCAUAUGCCCACCGUUUGCCAAACUAAUGAACCGUUUGGGUUACGAGAGCCGGGUUUUAACAUCCUUGAGGGACAUGAUGAAGCGCACCAUCGAGUUCCGUGAGCGUCAUAAUGUGGUGCGCAAGGACAUGCUGCAGCUGCUUAUCCGCCUCCGAAAUACGGGCAAGAUCGGCGAGGACGAUGACCAAGUGUGGGACAUGGAAACGGCUCAGGAACAGCUAAAGUCAAUGUCUUUCGAGAAGAUUGCCGCCCAGGCAUUUCUCUUCUAUGUGGCUGGAUCGGAGUCCACUGCUGCCGCUUCCGCGUUUACCCUCUACGAGCUGUCCAUGUAUCCGGAGCUUCUGAAGGAAGCGCGCGAGGAGGUUGAUGCAGUGCUUCAGAAGCACAAUCUUAAGCCGGGGGAUAAGUUCACCUACGAGGCGGUGCAAGAUUUCAAAUUCUUGGAACUCUGCAUAAUGGAAACCAUUCGAAAGUAUCCCGGCCUGCCCUUCCUGAACCGAGAAUGCACCGAAGAUUAUCCUGUGCCCGGUACUACCCACACCAUCACCAAGGGAACACCCAUCCUUAUUUCACUAUUUGGCAUGCAACGUGAUCCCAAGUAUUUCCCAAAUCCCAACGGAUAUGAUCCCCAUCGAUUUGAUGCUGACAUCAUGAAUUACGAUCAGGCAGCUUAUAUGCCGUUUGGAGAGGGACCCAGGCACUGCAUAGCGCUGCGCAUGGGUAAAGUAAAUUCAAAGGUGGCGGUUGCCAAGGUUUUGGCCAAUUUCGAUCUAAUUCAAGCUCCUCGCAGGGAGGUUGAGUUCCGGUUCGAUGCUGCUCCUGUUUUAGUGACCAAGGAGGGUUUAAAAAUUCGUUUGAGCAAAAGAAAGUAGAUUAAUAAAUAUUGGUAAUCAUUCGUAAAACUUUUAAGAAAUAUAAUGUUCAUGGAA